Messenger RNA from Pseudophryne corroboree (corroboree frog), 2286 nucleotides. Its product is annotated as epidermal retinol dehydrogenase 2-like. The transcript has 7 exons. The coding region runs from base 399 to 1316 and encodes 305 amino acids. Gene Ontology annotation, molecular function: oxidoreductase activity, acting on the CH-OH group of donors, NAD or NADP as acceptor. NCBI's taxonomy places the organism in Eukaryota, Metazoa, Chordata, Amphibia, Anura, Myobatrachidae. The record is from RefSeq and is a predicted model, not a curated record. Gene Ontology annotation, cellular component: lipid droplet.
UGUUUCUUCUCCGGUUGCUACUACUAGUAGCUUCUGCUCCGCUAUUAUAGGCGUAAUUCAUGUUUAGUUCCUCCCUAGGCGCUCCCCCUACUACUGUGUAUAUUCCUGACGACGCCCCUUGCUGGUCACUCACACACGCAAUGGAGGAAGGGUCGCCGGCUGCCUGGGUUGGCUCCUCUCCCUGACGUAAAAGGUCCCUUGAAUCUAGCAUCUACCCGGCUGCCUGAACAGGGAAGUGCGCCUUCCUUCCUGCGCAGGCGCAGUGUGAGGGUUAUGGUUCCUUUAUAUAUGAGAUUGCACAACUCUUGUGUCACGACUUACUAGUGCUUUCAUACUGGGUCUGUCUGUGUCCUGUCUCUGCCUGAGUGGUUUUUUCCACUCACAAACGAAACGCAACAAUGAACUUUUUCCUGGAGACACUGAAAGUCUUGCUUCAUACAAUCUAUUUGAUGUUUGAGUCCAUCAUUUUAUGGUUUAUCCCAUUGCGACGGAAGAAUGUUGCCGGUGAAUUGGUGCUCAUUACUGGUGCAGGUAGUGGCAUAGGAAGACUAAUGACGAUGGAAUUUGCUCGACUUGGAGCUACACUUGUUUUAUGGGACAUCAAUGAAGAGGGGAUCAAGGAAACGAGCAGACUAGCUAAAGAAAAUGGUGCUGUCCGGGUGCACACUUACAAAUGUGACUGCAGCAAAAGGGAGGAGGUGUAUAAAGUUGCUGACCAGGUUAAAAAAGAAGUUGGCGAUAUUACCAUCCUAAUUAACAAUGCUGGUAUUGUUACUGGAAAAAAAUUCAUAGACUCACCUGAUGCCCUUGUGGAAAAGACCAUGCAAGUGAACACUAUGGCACAUUUCUGGACCUAUAAAGCUUUCCUUCCUGCUAUGAUGGCUUCCAAUCACGGGCAUCUUGUGAGCAUUGCGAGUUCUGCUGGGCUUAUUGGAGUAAAUGGACUUGCAGAUUAUUGUGCUAGUAAGUUUGCAGCUAUCGGCUUUGCUGAAUCGGUGGGCCUUGAAAUGUUGUCUCUGGGGAAAACAGGAGUUAAGACCACAAUUGUUUGUCCAUAUUUCAUAAACACUGGAAUGUUCGAUGGAUGUUCAACAAAAUGGCCUCGAUUAAUGCCAAUUUUAGAGCCAGAAUAUGCGAGUAAGAAAAUAGUGGAUGCGAUCUUAAAAGAACAAGUGUAUCUAGUAAUGCCUCGCAGUCUGUACAUAAUUUUUGCUUUCAAAAACAUUAUAUCUGCAAAACUAGGAGUUGUUCUUGGGGAUUACUUUGGAGCUUUCCAUUUCAUGGACCGUUUCAAAGGCCGUGUCAAAAAGGACUAACUCCAAGAUGUACAGUGAUCGGAAAUUAAAAUGACCGGGGAAUGUACAACCUACUUCCGUAAUAAGUACAUAAAUACACAUCUCAAAUACUAGGGGUCCUAAAAUAAGUCACAACAUUUUCAGUGAAGAGUGCUUUAUAGAGCGAUUUGUUUGCCAGGUACAGGUGCAAUAAAAACAUUAAAAAUGAGUAGAAAAAGAAGCAAUGUAUAAUAUCAAAACAACAGAAUGUGCUGUCUUAAUUGUUAAAAAAAUAAGUGUAUAAAGGUGUUUUUAACUAUGCCUACAUAUUUUUCUACUAAUUGCUGUAAAAAAUAUACCCAGGUUGAGGUAAUCAUCACCCACAUACUUUAUAUGUUUAAACUAGUAUAAAAUGUGUGAUUUUUGUGAAACUUUCUGCGUUAUGUAUCUAAAAUUGUGUACAUGGCUGUGCAGACUGGAACAGUAUGGGAUGAAAAAUAUGGUAACAAAUUGUGAAGCUUCUCUAUUUUACUGCUAGAUUGUGAACAGAGGUGUACACAUCAUAGGCAAACAUCUGCUUCCAAAGUGGAGGAGGACGAGGCAGUAAAGCACAUGGGCCAGCUAAGUGGUUCUGAGCAUAUUUGCAGAUAUUAUGGGACAAAAACCAGUGAUUAUAUUUGUUUGCAUUGUCUAUAAGCGCUGUUUAGUUAUAGUAAUAUCCUGCAAAGCUCCAAUGAGCCUUUGCGCUUAUUUGAAUUGCCUCAACCGUUUACAGUUAGCUCAAUCUUCAUACUUCUUAAAAACAUUCCAGAAUAAUACAUUUUACUUGUAUGAUAUUGACUUCAUCCAAAAAGACUACAGAGUCUACCAGAUCUGCCAGAAAGCAGACAUUUAGCAUACACAAUUUCAAAUACGUAAACCUGUAAUAUCACAAAGAUGUGUUUUUUCAACAGCAAGUGUUGUACUUUGUUAGCACUAAACUUAUUAAAAUUGUCUAUUCUAUCUUCUAUAA